Molecule: messenger RNA, 1804 nt
Organism: Lingula anatina
Lineage: Eukaryota; Metazoa; Brachiopoda; Lingulata; Lingulida; Lingulidae
Product: cytochrome P450 3A29
Molecular function (GO): oxidoreductase activity, acting on paired donors, with incorporation or reduction of molecular oxygen; iron ion binding; steroid hydroxylase activity
Source: RefSeq, a predicted model, not a curated record
AUAAAACUGGUUUGCUCAGUACGGCGUUUUAGUUAUCACAAUUAGGAGUCAGUAAACUGGUCGAAGAAAAAAAAACAGACUACUCACAAUGUGGAUGUAUUUGGUUGCUGUUAUCGUCAUCCUGGCUUCAGUAUGGCUGUGGCAGAGGAUAGACAAUUUCCGUGUGUUCAAGAAGAUGGGAAUCAACGGUCCUCCGCCAAGCCUCAUAUUCGGAAAUCUCACAGAAAUAAGGUCCCAGCCGGUUUGGAUGGCAUACAGGAAGUGGGAGCAGUUGUAUGGGAAAACAUUUGGGGUCUUCUUCAUUAAUUCUCCCAGUAUAGUGACUUCGGAUCUCGAUUUUCUGCAAGAAGUCUUUGUCAAACAGUUCAGUAAAUUUCACCAUAGAGCAAUCCCUGAGUCCAUAGAUGUAGAAGACGAAGAAACGGACAUGCUUUUUGCUAAAGGAAAACGGUGGAAACGACUGCGGGUAAUCAGCAACCCGACCUUCUCCUCUCUAAAAAUGAAACAGAUGGCGCCACUGGUCCAGGAGUCGGUGAAAAGUCUGAUGGAAGCGAUGGAAAAACGUUGCCAGGAGGGAAAGCCAUUUAAUAUACAUAGUGAAUUCCAAGGCCUCACCAUGGAAGUCAUCGGCUCGUGUGGUUUUGGUCUCGAGCUGAACUCAGUGCGAGAUAAAACGUCACCAUUUCUGGCAGCAUGUCGUAAAGUGUUCUCCGGGUCACUGGUGAGGAUGGGCCCCUUCUUUAUUUCCGGGAUUUUUCCAUCGAUGACAGGCCUAGCCAAGGUGUUGAACAAAUAUCUGAUGAGACAGAGGAGGCAUGACAUAGGCGUUCUGGUCAGCGCUACGAUACAGUCCAGAUUAAAUGAUCCAAAGUCUAGACGCGUGGAUCUCCUACAGCUAAUGUUGGAUGCCAAAACUGACAAUCUGGACUCGACUGUACCCCAGGCGAUGACGGACAGUGACGUAAUAUCAACACAAGAGGAAGGCGAAACGGAUCAGCAGAACGGCAUUUCGUCAUCUAAAAGCAGAUAUACACAAAAGGCGAAACUCACAGAAAAGGAGAUCCGGGCGCAGUGUGCGUUGUUUUUGUUCGCAGGGUAUGAAACCACCAGCACCGCCCUGGCAUACGCCGCCUACCACCUGGCAACAAGUCCAGAGGCACAGAAAACUCUCCAGGCGGAGGUAGACCAAUACUGCACUGAAGAGGGUCCUCCAUCGUAUGAGACCAUAAGUAAGAUGCAGUAUUUGGAUAUGUUCCUCAAGGAAUCGCUACGACUACACCCUAUCGCUCCAGCUGGACCAGGGAGAACAGCCCAGGAAUCCAGCACAGUGAUGGGUGUUCACAUUCCCAAAGGUAUGAGUGUCCGCUGUAACAUAUACAGUAUCCACAUGGAUCCCGAGCACUGGGGACCUCCAGAUCCCAGCCUAUUCUGUCCUGAACGGUUCAUGCCAGAAAGAGUUGCUAAGCGUCACCCUAUGGCCUGGCUUCCAUUUGGGGCAGGCCCCAGAAACUGCAUUGGUAUGAGGUUCGCCCUGAUGGAGGCCAAGAUGACCUUGGCGUGUCUCGUGAAGAAGUUCAGCGUUGAGACCUGUGCUGAGACGCAGAUUCCACUGGUUCACGUAGCUAGGGGCACAGUGCAGCCGGAGAAAGGUGUCACCGUGCGUCUUACAAGGCGGAAUACAGUGACCAAUAAGACCGAAGAAUAAACACAUUUAUUGAACGUAUUCACAAAGUUCCAUCGAAAUUGUCAUGAUUGACAAUGCUGUAUGACUAAUACCUGUCAGCAUAAUUUGCUUAUAUGCUUA